This is a messenger RNA of Fraxinus pennsylvanica, 1251 nucleotides long. The record is from the annotation of a GenBank genome assembly. Lineage: Eukaryota; Viridiplantae; Streptophyta; Magnoliopsida; Lamiales; Oleaceae.
AUGGAACUCGCUGAUUCAAAUACCAAUGAACAAACUGCACCUCAACUCCAACCACCACAUGGUGGUCGUGGUUGUUCAUCAUCGUCUACAGCCUCCGCUGGUGUUAUAAUUAACACCUACACCACUCAACUACCACCAGUACAGCUCGUGGAAUCCUCCUUAGCCAUCGUCACCACCGGAUCGGAAACCAACAAUGAUUCGACCAAGAAGCCACCCAAGAGUUCAACAAAGGACAGGCACACAAAAGUUGACGGUCGAGGAAGGCGCAUCCGAAUGCCGGCCACUUGUGCAGCUAGGGUUUUUCAGCUGACACGAGAAUUAGGCCAUAAGUCUGAUGGUGAAACCAUCAAAUGGCUCUUGCAACAAGCCGAGCCAGCUAUCAUAGCUGCCACAGGGACAGGAACAAUUCCAGCCAAUUUUUCCACCCUCAAUAUCUCUCUCCGAAGCAGCGGCUUCGCUCUGUCGGCUCCGCCCUCGAAAUCAGCUCCACAUUCUUUUCACAGUGCACUUGGACUAAUACACCGCCCUUAUGAAGACAAUUCUUCACACAUCUUAGGGUUUCACCAGCAACAAAGCUCUAAUCUUUUACAAGCGGCUCAAAUUACUAAUACCUUAGGCGGCGGUGGAGGCAGUGGUGGAGAUGGCGGCGUUGGUAGACAAGAAACGACAGAGAAUUACUUUCAAAAGAGAUAUAGAGAAGAUUUGUUUAAAGAACAAAUAAUCAAUAAUUCCCAAGGAGAAGGCUCCAGUUCACCUUCCAACAAAAAAUUCAAGAGCUAUGGUAUGCAAACAAAUUUGCCGAGGCACAGUACUAUGCUGCCUACCGCUGCCAUGUGGGCAGUGGCGCCAGCAAGCACCACCACCAACAACAGCACUUGCUGGAUGUUGCCCGUCACUUCCGGUGGCGCAGGCAGCAAUGGGCAGACUUUAGCAGGUAAUAGUGCGGCUGGCCCACCGUGGCCAGCUGCAGGACCCUCUGAGUCUCAUCAAAUGUGGCAAUUUCCCAUGUCUACGAGAUUUAAUUACUCGGGAAAUUUUGAACUUCAAGGUGGACUAAUGCAGGAGCAACAACCACCUUCACAGCAUCUUGGAUUUGGCGAGUCCAAUUUGAGAAUGUUGGCAGCUUAUUCAAGGGUUGGUUUGAAUAUAAAUCCUGGGCAGGCUCAGCAAGUUCAUCAUCCAUUGGAGCCACAGCAGCAGCAGAUUCAGGCUAAUGACAGUGGAGAAGAUGACCCAAAUACUUCGCAAUGA